AUUCUUUAUCGCCAAUUGAUAUAGGCCCACCAAUUUGUAAGCACUGCACCAUGGCUGGCACGUUAGUCGGGAUGUUUCAAGUGCGCUUUCUGUGUUUCCUUGCAGUGUGUCGUCUAGGGCACGGAGCGACGCUGCAAAGGCUUGGUUCAUUCAGCGCAAAGAGCCCUGCAUUUUCCACCCUGUACGAGGAGGCGCGGCCGGCGACCCCCGGAGACCGCUACAGCCUGAUUGUGUCCACCUUCUCCGGCCCGACUCUCUUCUCCAGCAGCGUCGACAGCGUGCAGCUCGUGCGGAGUGUAGGCGCAAAACUGGGAAACAUUGGGGCCAUAACACCGGAAGUUGUCACAAAAGAUGUAACAUGGCCAAACGAAAUAUCAAUCGUUCCGGACGGUGUGUUUAACGAAAAGAUGCUGGCAAUUCCCGAUGGGUUCCUGGUUCCGUUCAAAACCAACGGGGCGGUGAAACUGGUAGACAUCAGUACGCCUGGAAGCAGUCAGGGUCCGUAUGUGCUGACAGAUCAUUCCAGCGGAGACUGGUUCUAUCAUCGCGUCGAGUGGCACGACAUGGAUGGAGAUGGAGAUCAGGACAUUGUCACUUGCAGAGCGCGGGAACCGGUCGUUCCAGUCAUAUUUGGCCGAGAGGACGAAGAGCUGGUGUGGCUGGAAAAUCCUGGCGGCAACUUCCGGCACACGUGGACCAGCCACGUGCUCACGCACGGACCCGAUGUUUACUUCCGGUUCACACGGAUGGCAACCCCGGAUGGCAUGAAGGAGUGCAUCUUCACCGCCCAGUUCUUCACUGAAAGCAUUUCCGUUUAUUGGACUUCCGACUCAAGCGGGCUAUUCACCGAUACCAAGCAGCUGCAGUCCCGUGUGAUAGACGCGUCUAUCGGACGUGUAUUCGAGGUGGACGUGGCGGACCUGAAUGGGGACGGCCGCCCUGACCUCCUCGUCACCACCAACGGAAACAAUGGCACCCUCCUCGCUUACGAGAUUCCUGAUGAUUUCAGAACCGGCAAGUUUGUGAAGCACACCAUCGCCGUAGGGUUCAGCCCCCGGUCUAAAAGCAUAGGGAAGGGGGCACCCGGCAGUGCUAUAGCCGUCCACCCUCAACCCGCCAAAAACACGAGCAAGCCUGUUAUCCUGUUGUCGGGGGAUGACGAUGGACGGGCGUACGUGUUCGAGGCGGCCAGUCAGGACCCAGCAGCCUGGGCGUACAACAAGCAAGUUUUCUUCGACGCCGGGGACGCAACCGUCGGAGAGCUGUCUGCCGCCGACGUCGACAACGACGGUUACACUGACGUGUUCGUGCCGUCAUUCAACGGUAACGAGGUGAUCGUGUACAGUUUCCGGCCGGCUCUCAGUGACCAAAACAUCCUUGGCUGAAUACUCACAUGAACUCGGGACAGAUGUGGAUCAAUAUAUUAAAUGUUUUAUUGUU
Molecule: messenger RNA, 1440 nt
Organism: Mya arenaria
Lineage: Eukaryota; Metazoa; Mollusca; Bivalvia; Myida; Myidae
Exons: 6
Coding region: 51-1385 (444 amino acids)
Source: RefSeq, a predicted model, not a curated record